Bursaphelenchus okinawaensis is the source of this 1728-nucleotide messenger RNA. Lineage: Eukaryota; Metazoa; Nematoda; Chromadorea; Rhabditida; Aphelenchoididae. The record is from the annotation of a GenBank genome assembly.
AUGGUUCAAGAAGCUGUUGAAAGGUUUGAUUAUUCGGUAAGGAGCAGGUAACAUAGUGACAUAUAGUUAUAAUUUAUUUGUAUUAUUAUGUUAUUAUUGGUACUGGUUUAGUAAGCUUUUGGUUUAAAUGAUACUGGGCCAGGUAGAAUUAACUUUUUGUAUUUCAGAGUACAUCAAAGCUAUAUACGCCAACAUAUUUCAACCGUACCUAUAACACGUACAACAUAACUUAUGAUCGCAAUUCCGAAAAUUAUACAAGUAAGAUACACAUAUUUAGUGAAAAAGUGGAUACUUUCCUUGAUUUUUGAUCCAUUUAUGGUAAAAAUGCAAUUUCAGUUGUGAUAUUGUUCUACCAACGAGACAAACAACUUACCUACACAUUGUCAACAUUUGCAAAGCUUGCCAAUCUUCAUAAAGUAUUAGUAGUGUGGAAUGACGUCGAACGAGAGGUCGAUCCCGAUUUAAUACCUGUAAGUCGAGUUUUAUGUUAUAUGUCUAUAUAUAUUGUACACCUUGGUAUGUUAUGCUCAGUGGCCGGCGAGCGAUAUUGGUCUGGGUAGUGGAAGAAACAAAAUUUUUUUUGGUUCAUUAGGUUGUUCAAAUUAUGCUGUGCCUCUUGUUAGUUUUGAAAGUUUGCUUUGGCAGGAGCUCAGAAUUAAUUGAACAACUUUGAUAAACUUUGGUAUGUUAUGCUCAGUGGCCAUUGGGCGAUAUUGGUAUGGGCAGUGGAAGGCAAAAAAAUUUUUUUUGGUUUAAUAAUUUGUUCAAUUAAUUCUGUUCCCUCUCUUAAAGCAAAUAUUUUGGCAUUUUAGGUAUUGCACGUGUCAAUAGUAGUUUUAAAAAUGACGAAAAAUUCGCUGAACAACCGCUUUCUGCCAUUUGUGGAGAUAGAGACUGAUGCCGUGUUGAAUAUGGACGACGACUUUAAUGUUGAUCAUCAUGUUAUUGAGCUGAUGUUUGAGUAAGAAUUGCUUUGGAAAAGAAGCCAGAAAUUUUAAAAAAAAAUAUAUAUAUAAUUUUAAGAUUGUUAAUUUCAGUGUAUGGAAAUCGAAUCGUCGUGCAAUUGUAGGUCCGAAUGCUCGAUAUGCUUCAGCUUCUUUGAAUUCUACAAAAGCUGUUUACGCUAUGCCAGAGAAUGGAGUGUACAACAUUAUACUUACUAGUGGUACCUUUAUUCACAAAGUAAGAAAAAUGUAUUUUUGAAAUUUGAAUUAAAAAAAGUAAUUUGGUUCAAAAAGUAAGGAGGAAUGGUUAGAGAGGUCAUAAAGUAGAUACAAGUUAUUAUUGAGUAUGUGAUUACUGUAAUUGUACCUUUUCUAUCAAUUUUUUUGAUUAAAAUGUUAAGAUAAUGUAACAUAAGAAGUGUUUCUGGUAUUGGAUAAUUUUUGAAAUUUUAAAAAAUACUUUAUUUCAAAGCAUAUUAUAUCUGACUCUUUCCAGGACAUCCAUCUAGCCUACACUAUCCUGAUGAGCCCUAAAAUACGAAUUAAAGUGGACCAAAUUACGAAUUGUGAAGAUAUUGCUAUCAACUUUUUGGUCUGCCAUUUGUAUCUGGACGCUGCCACAAUAAAAGUAACCGGCAUUCAAAAUACCCAUGGGAAGUAUGCCAAUCACGGUCUACAUCAAAGAGGAAAGUCACAUUACAGUAACCGAGAGAAAUGCGUCGACGAAUUCACUCAGUUGUAUGGGUAUCUUCCUCUAGUCAGUAGGAAGUGGAAAGUUGUAUAA